Messenger RNA from Exophiala dermatitidis NIH/UT8656, 1323 nucleotides. Its product is annotated as lactate 2-monooxygenase. The record is from RefSeq and is a predicted model, not a curated record. The coding region runs from base 1 to 1323 and encodes 440 amino acids. Lineage: Eukaryota; Fungi; Ascomycota; Eurotiomycetes; Chaetothyriales; Herpotrichiellaceae. The transcript has 6 exons. Gene Ontology annotation, molecular function: FMN binding; oxidoreductase activity.
AUGAGUGACCCAAGAAUCCCCAAACUCUACCAUCGUUCGACACCGCACUGGCAACAAGAACAGCGCAAAUCCUUCUGGCAGCUGAACGAGAACAAAACUUCCCCCUUCAACACCAGACCCGACAAGCUCGAGGCCCAUGCCGAGGAAUCACUGUCCAUCAAUGGCCGGCUCUAUGCACAAUCAAACGCCGGUCAAGGCUGGACAUUCUACCGUCACCGACUGAUCCCCCAUCAACUCGUCGACGUGAACGAACGAGACACCACAACAACCCUAUUCGGUCAUAAAGUCUCAGCACCCAUUGGCUUUGCUCCGAUCGGGAUUAACAAGAUCUACCACCCGAAGGGCGAACUGCCCGUAGCCAAAGUCGCUGGCGAACUCCGACUUCCAUAUGGAUUGAGCACGGCCGGUUCCAGCACGAUCGAAGACGUGGCGGCCGCAAACGAGGAAGGCAGACAAUCCGAGCACGCCGUGCAAGUUGAGGGGGCCGCCAACGACGAACCUGUCCGCUUUUUCCAGCUUUACUUACCACAUGAUGAUGAAUUGGCUAUUUCUCUGCUGAAACGAGCUGUGGAUUCGGGAUUUACGGCUUGUAUUUUGACAACAGAUACCUGGCAACUAGGCUGGCGCCACGACGACAUCGCCACCUCCAACUACGCCUUCUACCGCGGCAUCGGGGCCGACAUGGGCCUCGCGGACCCUGUAUUUCAGAAACGACUCCGCGAAGCAGGCAUCAACCCCCAAAAAGAACCAGAAAGGGCAGCGGCAAUGUGGAUCGACAAUGUCUGGCACGGCCGCGCAUUCAGCUGGGACAAGAUCCCCUGGCUGAUCAAGACGUGGAAAGAGCUAAGUGGUGGAAAACCAUUUUGCAUCAAAGGGCACGUAUCCCAACUACCCCAAGUUAUCCAAUCCGUAACCGACGCCCAACACUGCGUCUCCCUCGGCGUCGACGGCAUCGUCGUCUCCAACCACGCGGGCCGCCAAGUCGACGGCGCGGUCGCGAGCCUCGACGCUCUAGAAGACAUCAUUGAUGCCGGGAUCGGCGACAAAAUCACCGUCAUGUUCGACUCGGGCAUCCGGGGCGCCAGUGAUGUUAUCAAGGCUUUGUGUCUGGGUGCAAAGUUCGUUUGGGUGGGUAGAAUGUGGAUUUAUGGGCUGAGUAUCAUGGGUGAACUCGGUGUCCGACAUGUCAUGAAGUCGCUGCUUGCGGAAUUCGACAUUUCCAUGCUCACGGCGGGAUUUCGCAACGUCGGUGAAAUGUCUCGCGACAGGUUGCAGAGUGGGCCGCGGAGUUACUCGCUGAUCGCGGAGAAGUCGAGGCUGUAG